Messenger RNA from Kluyveromyces lactis, 1746 nucleotides. It is a transcript of the gene HIP1, whose product is annotated as histidine permease. Gene Ontology annotation, molecular function: amino acid transmembrane transporter activity. The transcript has a single exon. The record is from RefSeq and is a predicted model, not a curated record. Lineage: Eukaryota; Fungi; Ascomycota; Saccharomycetes; Saccharomycetales; Saccharomycetaceae. Gene Ontology annotation, cellular component: membrane. Bases 1 to 1746 code for a protein of 581 amino acids. Gene Ontology annotation, biological process: amino acid transmembrane transport.
AUGACACACUUCUCCAAAAACAUGGACACCAAACAGCAGGACUUAUCUUCUUUGUCCGAAGUUGGACAAAGUUUUGCGAAAGAGGAAACAUGGUCUGUCGAGAAACAACUCAAACCAUUGGCAGAAGAGAAAGAUUAUGCUGAUAUGAACGAUGUUGAAAAGGCUAUUUAUAACACUAAGGACUCAAAAUUGAAUAAAGAUUUAUCCAUUCGUCAUCUUUUGACUUUGGCAGUCGGUGGUGCCAUUGGUACAGGUUUGUUUGUCAAUUCGGGCGAUUCGUUGAGUACCGGUGGCCCUGCCUCUUUAGUCAUUGCGUGGACCAUCAUUUCAACAUGUUUGUUUACAAUAGUCAACUCCUUAGGUGAAUUGAGUGCUACUUUUCCUGUUGUUGGUGGAUUCAAUGUGUACGUCACAAGAUUUGUAGAACCAUCUUUUGGUUUUGCGGUGAAUUUCAAUUAUCUAGCUCAAUGGGCAAUUCUUCUACCAUUGGAACUAUGUGCUGCAUCGAUUACUAUCAGAUACUGGAACAAAUCAAUUAAUCCAGAUGCUUGGGUCAGUAUAUUCUACGUUGCUAUCGCUUUUGCCAACAUGCUGGAUGUUAAAUCAUUCGGUGAAACUGAAUUUGUCUUGUCUAUGGUGAAAAUUCUUGCCAUCAUUGGGUUCACUAUUCUGGGGAUCGUUUUAAUCUGUGGAGGUGGUCCAUCCGGUGGCUUUAUAGGUGGGAAGUACUGGAAUGAUCCUGGCGCCUUUGUGGGUGAUACUCCAGCUCAGCGUUUCAAGGGAUUGUCUGCAGUGUUCAUCACAGCUGCUUUCUCCUAUUCGGGAUUGGAAUUGGUCGGUGUUUCAGCUGCAGAAUCCAGAAAUCCAAGAGUAACUUUGCCAAAAGCUGCUAAGAGAACAUUCUGGUUGAUCACUAUGAGUUAUUUGGUCAUCUUGACUUUGAUCGGGUGUCUUGUUCCAUCCAACGAUCCUUUAUUGUUGAACGGUACCUCAUCCGUUGAUGCUGCUGCGUCACCAUUAGUUAUUGCCAUUCAGAAUGGUGGUAUUAAAGGGUUACCAUCCUUGAUGAAUGCCAUUAUUUUGAUUGCACUCUUGUCUGUAGCUAACAGUGCCGUUUACGCAUGUUCAAGAUGUAUUAUCUCAAUGGCAGAAAUUGGUAAUUUACCUCGUUCUUUGGCCCAUGUUGACAAGAAAGGUAGACCAUUGUACGCAAUUGCUAUUACUCUCUUGGUUGGUUUAUUGUCGUUCAUUGCUGCUAGUAAUAAGCGUGACGAAGUUUUCACUUGGUUGAGUGCGUUAUCUGGUUUAUCUACUCUAUUCUGUUGGUUUGCCAUAAAUUUGGCUCAUUUAAGAUUCCGUCACGCCAUGAAACACCAAAAUAGAUCCCUUGAAGAACUGCCGUAUGUUUCAAUGACUGGAGAAUGGGGGUCUUGGUACGGCUGUAUCGUUAUCGGGCUGGUUUUAAUUGCCUCCUUCUGGACCUCUCUAUUCCCGGCUGGUGGGAACGGUGCUGAUGCAACUUCAUUCUUUGAAAGUUAUCUCUCCCUACCGAUUUUCAUUGCUUGCUACCUUGGUCACAAGAUUUGGAAACGCAAUUUAAGGUUGUACAUCAAACUAUCCGAGGUUGAUGUCGAUUCCGGCAGGACCGAUACUGACGCAGCUACUCUUAAACAAGAAAAGGAAGCUGAAGCUGAAUUAAUGAAAACUAAACCUUUCUAUAUCAGACUGUGGAACUUCUGGUGUUAA